This is a messenger RNA of Lethenteron reissneri (Far Eastern brook lamprey), 1839 nucleotides long. Its product is annotated as NXPE family member 3-like. The record is from RefSeq and is a predicted model, not a curated record. NCBI's taxonomy places the organism in Eukaryota, Metazoa, Chordata, Hyperoartia, Petromyzontiformes, Petromyzontidae.
CGACGAAGCACGGGCAGUCCCCGCGUCUCCCUCCUCGGGGCUGAAUGAUGAAGAUGGACUCGAAGAGUCUUCCUCCAUCUCGGAUCUUCAGGUCGUGGCUUCUCAUCUCGCUCCUCGCUCUCAGCGCCCUCGUCUUCUUCGUGAUAAACGUGUCCCUCAUCCUCCCUCCCUCACAUAAACCUCCCCGUCAAGUAAGGCCUGAACCAAGCCUCGGAAGCUCCACUCCAGAGCCACACGACAUUGAGAUGGACGACCUGCGACAAUUCCUCUGGUGGCCAAGCCUGCCUGCCACGCCCUCCUUCGACUUUGAGUCAUCCACCAGCCCCGCGGCCACAAGCUACCGGCUGCUGGGUGGGACACGCAACUUCACGGUGGGUGACACGCUGCACCUCACCGUGCAGGCCCGAGACCACCACGGCAGGGACAAGCGGCACGGCGGAGACUACUUUCGCAUCAAAGUCUACUCAGACACGCUCCGGGCGGGAGCAUUCGGCUCGGUGCUGGACCACGACAACGGCUCGUACACGGCGAGCGUCGUGCUGCCGUGGCCAGGCGAGGCCCUCGUGGACAUCAAGCUGGUUCACUCCAGUGAGGCCGUGCACAUCGUCAGCCGCCUGCGCGACUCGGCGCCCAACAAGAUCUACUUCACCGGCUACUUCGAGAAGGAAGGAGCGAGAGGCGAGGCCACCGAGUGCAACGCGGUGCCGCACUUAAUGAUUAAGUCCAAGAUGUGCGAGUUCAGAUACGCGGCUACGGGACACAUGUGGUUCUGCAAGAAGCCCAGGAAAUUGCCCUGUGACACCCUGCGAUUUCACUCACUCGGAGGACACAGAAACAUUCUCACAAAGCAGGAGAACCGGUUCUUCAGCAACAACGUAUCCAAGGUGAGAAUCAUUGGAGAUCCAAGCCAGAUUGAGGUGCAGCCGUCCCCAUCAUCGCAAAACCUCACAAAUGCCCUUGGACCAUGUGUGCCGGGCCACCCCGUGCCCUCCCCGAGCGGCUUCUACCUCAACGAUGAGUGGGUGUCGCUGUCCUGCAAGGCUCGGCCCUUCCCAGCCCUUCAAGACCUGGCCAAUUGCCUAAGCGGCAAGAGGUUUUACAUGUACGGGGACUCCACCAUUCGCCAGUGGUUCCUGCACCUCACCGCUAACGUGCCAGACAUGAAGUUCAUCGACAUCAACGCGCCCACGCUGCUGGGCCCACUCAUGUCGGCGAGCGUGGCUACCAAGUCGUUCCUGCUUUACCGCACGCAGGGCCUCCCCUUCCUCACACAGCGCGGGCCCGUGGCCGCCAUCCACUACGUGGCCAACGAGAUCGACGGCCUCCCCGGUGGAAAGGACACGGUGGUGGGGAUCAGCUUAUGGGCUCACUUCACGGGGUUCCCAGUGUCUCUCUACAUCGCUCGCAUGCGCGGCAUUCGCGCCGCGGUCGUCCGCCUGCUGAAUCGAGCCCCCGGCACGCUGGUCAUCUUCAAGUCGGCCAACACCAGCUACCACUCGCCCGACCAGUCCGAUUGGCUCAACCGUCAGCUCGACCAGAUCAUGCGUCGUCUCAUGGCGGGGUUGCCUGUCGUUAUUUUGGACGCCUGGGAAAUGACGGCGGCCCACCGUCUCCCGGACAACUUGCAUCCCGAGCCCGUCAUCAUCCAUAACGAGAUCAAGCUCAUCCUGGCCUAUGUGUGUCCCCAAUAGGGUUUCCGCUACCUGAGGUAGAAGAAAAUCGGCACAAAUCAUGGGAAGAUCGUCUCGCAAUACCAGAAUUGGGGAAAACUCAGUCUCAAUAAAUUUGUCUUGAGUGGUACAUCAAGUAAAGCCUCUUGUAUUUCUCAUUACAUAUCCU